Molecule: messenger RNA, 1940 nt
Organism: Glossina fuscipes
Lineage: Eukaryota; Metazoa; Arthropoda; Insecta; Diptera; Glossinidae
Gene: CaMKI
Product: calcium/calmodulin-dependent protein kinase type 1
Exons: 1
Coding region: 383-1648 (421 amino acids)
Biological process (GO): protein phosphorylation
Molecular function (GO): ATP binding; calcium/calmodulin-dependent protein kinase activity; calmodulin binding
Source: RefSeq, a predicted model, not a curated record
UAAAGUUUUCGGAUGUGUGCGUGACGUUUACAAGAAGAAAAGAAGUGAUUUCAUUAGUCGCAAAAAAUUAAAAUUCUCAGUGCAUAAAAUAUUCAAAGUGAAAACAGAAGAACAGAAGAACAAAACGCGUUAAACAUUCAUUGAAGUCGUUAUACGUUUUAAUCAAAAAGUAUAAAUGAAGUUGUAUUGUAAAGAACGAAAACAAUCGUGGAAAAGCAAUGAGCAAAUAAUCUAGAGAAAUGCGAAGUAAUUAAAAAGAAAAAAAAAAGCGUUCAUAUAUAAAACGGUUAAGGUAAAAGAGUCAUUGCACAAGCGGGCUUACUGACACGCAUACGUUAGCAUUUAGUGGAUUUUAGAAGUUUAGAAAUAAUAAGACCACAAUAUGCCGUUAUUUGGCAAAAAGGAUUCCGGCAAGAAAAUGAAAUCAAAGGACAUAAGAGAACUAAAUAAAACAGUACCGAUCGAAGAUAAAUAUAUACUGCAUGAUACGCUGGGCACUGGGGCUUUUUCUGAAGUCCGCCUAGCGGUGAGUAGAGAAAAUCCGGAUCAUCAUUACGCUGUUAAGAUAAUCGAUAAAAAAGCGCUCAAGGGCAAAGAGGAAUCACUCGAGAAUGAGAUACGUGUACUACGAAGAUUUAGUGCGAAUCAGCAAAUUGACGGUGAAUUAGAACCGGGCACCAGACUUACACAUCCCAAUAUAGUACAAUUGUACGAGACGUUCGAAGAUAAAUCAAAGAUUUAUCUUGUAAUGGAAUUAGUCACUGGUGGUGAGUUGUUCGAUAGAAUUGUAGAAAAAGGUUCCUAUACGGAAAAGGAUGCCUCCGAUUUAAUUAGGCAAAUAUUGGAGGCAGUUGCUUAUAUGCAUAAAGAGGGCGUUGUCCAUAGAGACCUAAAACCGGAGAAUUUACUCUUUUACAGUCCCGACGAUGAUGCCAAGAUUAUGAUUAGCGAUUUUGGUCUAUCGAAAACUGAGGAUUCAGGCACAAUGGCUACAGCAUGCGGCACACCAGGCUACGUGGCUCCAGAAGUUUUGGCCCAAAAACCUUAUGGCAAAGCUGUCGAUGUAUGGAGUAUAGGCGUUAUCUCUUAUAUUCUAUUAUGCGGCUAUCCUCCAUUCUACGAUGAAAACGAUGCCAAUCUUUUCGCACAGAUACUUAAGGGCGAUUUCGAAUUUGAUUCACCCUAUUGGGAUGAUAUCAGUGAAUCAGCCAAAGAUUUUAUACGUCAUUUAAUGUGUGUAGAUGUUAAAAAACGCUACACCUGUGAACAGGCUUUAGCACAUCCUUGGAUAUCUGGCAAUGCUGCCGGCAAUAAAAACAUACAUGCUACGGUUUCAGAGCAACUUAAAAAGAAUUUUGCCAAAUCGCGUUGGAAACAAGCCUACAUUGCGGCCACAGUUAUACGGCAAAUGCAACGCAUGGCAUUGAGUAGUAGCAAUAGCUCCGGUGAGGGCGGAAGUAAAACUAAUCUGUUAAAGGAUAGCAAACUGAAUGUACCAUCGGACAGUAGUCAGCGCAGCGAUACGGAUGAAAGCAUUCAUGUCGAGAAUAUUGAAACGACAAAAACGACAACAUCGAAUGCUGAGAUUAAAAACCAAAGAAUCUCAUCGCCAACCUCUUGUUUAAAUGGUAGUGGUCAAGCAAAAUAAUCAAAUAAAUACGUAAAUGUUUAAAAAAAAAAAAGAAGAAAACAACAACAACCAGACAACUGCGAUACCGCACAGAAACUAUAUAAAAACUGAAUUCAAAACAAGAAAUAACAAACACAUACACAAAAUUCGUUAUUUGGAAAUUGCACAAGAGUUUUUUUUAGGAAGCAAAGAAAUAACAAAAAAAAAAAAAAAGGAUAGAUUCCUUUAUAACAUCAAAAUCAAUACAUAUAAACCUACUCGAAUAAAAUAAAAUCAACAAAUUUUUAAUUAUUAAUGAAAAAAAAAGAAA